CUCGUGUUUUUAAAUAUGGUGGAAUUAUGAAGAGAAAGAGUGGUGAAAGUGUGGAAAAUCAUUGCGAGAAACCGGCGAAAAUGAGCAGAUCUACCGAAAAAGACAAGAAAUACGACAGGCAGUUGAGGUGGGUUGCUCACAUUUUGAGUUUUGUAGAUUUGUCAAUGAUAAACUGGCGGUACUAUUUAUAGUUGGAGCUGAAAGUGUCAAAAUGUUGACAAUCACUAAAUAGUCCUAUAUGCUUAUUUUGUUUGUCAUUGUACGAUAACUCAUAAGAUGUUGCUGUAAUGACAACAAUCACUUAUAUCACAUAUGGUUUAUAUGACAUUAUAUAAUUGUACAUUUUGUAUAAAUACGUAUUAAAUCUUGCCAUUCAUUGCAAAAGUCGCCAGAAUAUUAUAUUCCACAGGCUAUGGGGAGAUCAUGGUCAGAGGAGGCUUGAAAAUGCCAAAGUAUGCUUGAUUAAUGCAACAGCUCUUGGAACAGAAAUCCUUAAAAAUCUUGUACUUCCUGGUAUGUUCAAGAGUUAAUUUAUUAUAGUAGAAUUAGAACUCAUUAAGCAGCCAUGCCUCCUCUAAUACAUCUUAUGCAUAAUGACGUCACAAGGCUUGAUGCCUGCGAAGAAUGCUGGUCUUGGUAGUCAUCGCCCGGGAAAGUUUCGAUAGUGGCCGUUUUGAAUUGUUUAAUUUUCCCGGGCGAUGACUACUUUGACCAGCAUUCUUCGUGGGCAUCAAGCCUUGUGACGUCAUUAUGCAUAUAAGGUCUAUUCUCCCUAUCCAAGUGCUUUAUUAUUUGACUCAGUCAUUUGUAUGAUUUUUGUUGUCAAAGGCAGAGUCUUGCAUGUCAGUGGGUUAACCCAUUAAUUGCUAAUGAUUCCCAUUUUUGAGUAAACUCAUCUGGUCUGCCAGAGUGUCCGUUAUCUGGUUAACCUAUUAACCACCUCAUGCCCAUGUGUCUACUUUCCAAUCAUCUUUCUUUAACCAUAUAGUUAAACCCCUGACUGGAAAGUUUGGAAAUUGUGCACUGGAGAUUUCGAAAGUGUAAUAGUACACAUAUAGAAAGCAUCAAAAUUGUGCGGCCGAUAUCUCUGCCACGUGAUACAAACUUGAUCCUGACACUUUCUCCAGUCCAAUUACUUUUACACUUCAGAUUUGUCCUGUACAUGGUCCUUAGUGCACGACUUUCAUUGCCAUAGGACAUAGCUGCCUGUUUGUAUGUCUAUAUGUCUGCCUCAUUUGUCUUUCCAAAUGGAUCUGGCUUACUUACUCUAUCGCUCUACAAUUCCUAUCAUAUACUUUCUCUUUCUUAAGUCAUUCCUCCAGUUAAGAAUUUUUAAUAUAGUAUAUACAUGAGUAUAUACUAAUAAGUACACAAAAUCUAAAUUCUUAGCAGGUGUCUUACAUGGGUCCUUUUUCAAAAGUCCUGUUCGUACCUUGCCUUUCUAACACCAGGCGAUUUUAUUUGUCAAGGGGAGCAUGUUAGACAUGCUCAAUGGGUUAAUACCGUCGCUUGCAACUAAGGAUGAACAGUCGUAGAUAAAACAUUGUCUAUUGUCAUGACAAAGUUCAAUGUUUUUGCUGAGAAAGUUCAAUGUUUGUGAUGACAUUUGACAGUUUCAAUUCGCUCAGCCAAUCAGCUUUGAGCUGGUUGAACGUGAUUGGCUGAUAAGAUUAAAACCUGUCAAGUGCUCUUGACAAACAUUGAGGAUUCUCACGUGAAUAGGCAAUGUUUUUAUCAGAGACCGUUCAUCCUUUAAUAGUUGCAAGCGACGGUACAGUAUGUAACCAUAAUUACAUUUGUCGUAAGUCAACUGUUCUGUAGCCUAAGAUAUUUUAUAAUUUUUGAAACACUAAUAUGGAACACCAUUUUAAUUAUAUUCCAGGAAUUGGUUCAUUUUGUGUAGUUGAUAAACACAAAGUUUUUGAUAAAGACAUAGGCAAUAAGUAAGCAGAAAAAUCACGACUAGAACUUAAAUAUUCAUUCUUAUUUCUUCUUAGUAUUGAAUUUUACUAAUUGUUGUUAUAUUUGAUUCAUCAGCUUCUUUCUAAGUAAAGACUUUAUUGGAAAAAGUCGAGCUCAGUGUGCUGUUGAACAUUUACAAGAACUGAAUCCUGACGUUUCAGGACAUUUUAUUGACGAGGUAAGAAAUAUGUCAAAUCAACAAAAUUGCAACAUUAAUUGACUCAUUAGUUAUAUUAAUUAUAUAUUAAUUAAUCAUUAAUAGUAUUAAUUAAUGAUUAUAUAGUUGUAGUCACUGAUUUAAAUCAACAAUACUUUUCACUAAGAGAAUUUUUUCUUAAUGGGGAUAUUUUUGAAACUUGAAAAAAAAUUGAAAAAUAAUUUUAUUUGAUUGCCAUUUAUGUAAAAAAUAAAGGUAUAAAAUAAACUCCAUACAGGAAUUUAUCAUGGGCUAUUAAAUUAAACACUGAAUUGAAAAACAAUGUGCUGGCCAAAUUUUUGUUUGAAAAUGAAUAUAUGUGAGAUUAAGAAACUACUUCUUUAUUGCAUCAAGGAUCCGUCAGAUCUAGCAACAAAUAAUCCAGACUUUUUCAAAGAAUUUUCUGUCGUCAUUGCAACAGGAUUGUCACAGAGGUAAUGUAACUUUUUAAGUUUUGAAACAUAAACUUGAUAUGAAAUUAAAACUGCAAGAGAAAAGAUUUAAAAAUGGACGUAACCAAGACAAAUUUUGGGUAUGUUGUUUAGGACACGUGUGAAAGUUUCGUGUUGUCUUUGGGAAGCAGGCAUUCCUCUACUGGUGUGUUCAGCUUAUGGCAUGAUUGGCAUGAUGAGACUGGCUCUCCAAGAACAUACAGGUGAACUAUCUAGAAAAACUAGCUGGAAUAAGCUUACCAUAAAUUACAGAAUACCCCAUUCCUGUGCAAACACAAUUGAUGCUGCUCCUCAACGAAUUGAACAUCUAACAAUUCCUGGUGUAGUCCAUUUUCUCUUGAGACAGAAGGAGAUGACCCAUUCACUAGCUAUGCAGGGGAGAUCUAUAGCCUCAUAUACAAGGAGGGGAGCAGGGUGCAUUUUUUUAGGGUGGGCUGGACUUCUCUGUGGGGGUGCUAGCUAGACACCACGCCUGUAGCUAUGUGCCACUGCAUAUAGCCAUAUUUUCGGUGGCUACAUUGCAGUCAUGUGCACCGUUAUAAAACUAAUCUGUGGUUAUAUAUUUAACCCUUUAAGUGGCAAUGUACCCCACUACCCUGACACACUCUACUUUAUUAUUUUACUCUGUCUAACGCCUGACGAUUUUACUCGUCAAGGUUAGAGCACUGCCGCUCAAUGGAUUAUUUUAAUAAAUGCAUCCUGACAACCCUUUACAUGGCAAUGCACCUCGACAUGAUAAGCAGUCGUCAGGGCAAGUGCCUAUCACCCCUGAGAUUGUGGGUUUGAUUCUCGCUACGGACUCAUGUGAAAAGAGUCAGUCAACGCUCUGCCGAAAGUCGUGGGUUUUCUCAGGGUGCUCCGGUUUCCUCCCACAGGGAAACAGUUGACAGGGUGGGUUAGGAUAAAAACACAGUUAAGACAGUAAUAUAAAGAUAAAUAGUCUGGGCUAAGUAAGCGACAUAAGUAUAACCGUAAUACUUGAUGUAAUCGGUCACUGAAAAGCCCAAAUGGGGAGUGAGCUGAAUAAUAAUGUGAUGAAUUACCUACGUAAUAAUUAUAAUUAAAAUAUUAAAUUUUCUCCAACUUACAGUAAUAGAAUCUCAUCCUGAUAAUAUGUUUGAAGAUCUACGCCUUGAUCAACCAUUUCCUCAACUGCAGACAUUCUCAGAUUCACUCGACUUAACUUCAAUGUCUAAAUUGGUAAAGUAAUAUAAAAUUGAUAAAGUAAUAUAAAAUUGAUAAAGUAAUAUAAUGAAAACGGAGCUAUUUAAAUGAAACGAUCAAGAUGGGAUAAAAGAUGGAAUGAUUUUGACGUGUGGAAGAAAUCACUCUCUACCAAAAAAUCACAUGCUUUCUCCAUGUAAAGCCUUGCCUUUGGUCAAGUGACUGUGAGGACGAGAGUUGAAAAGCGAGAGUUUACAUGAGAUUUUCCUCAACUCUCGUGCCCCAAUCAAACGAGAACAAGAGUUGCAUGAGAGUUGAUGAGAGUUGAGAAGCGAGAGUUCAUGCUCCGGUCAAACGAGAACAAGAGUUGCGUGAGAGUUGAUGAGAGUUGAGAAGCGAGAGUUUUUAUGUGAGUUUUCUCAACUCUCAUGCCCCGGUCAAACGAGAACAAGAGUUGCAUAAGAGUUGAUGAGAGUUGAGAAGCGAGAGUUUGCAUGUGAGUUUUCUCAACUCUCAUGCCCCGGUCAAACGAGAACAAUUAGAGUUGCAUGAGAGUUGAUGAGAGUUGAGAAGAGAGAAAGUUUGCAUGAGAGUUUUCUCAACUCUCAUGCCCCGGUCAAACGAGAACAAGAGUUGCAUGAGAGUUGAUGAGAGUUGAGAAGAGAGAGUUUGCAUGUGAGUUUUCUCAACUCUCGUGUCCCGGUCAAACGAGAACAAGAGCUACUGUACAUGAGAGUUGACUUACAAAUCCUUUAAAACUUAGAAUUUCCCUGUGCAAAAUUCCUACUGUGAUCACAGAAACUUUGAUAGUGUAAAAUUAUUUGAUUUAGUACAUUUUUCCUCUACCAGUAUGUUAAUGAUAAUUUGUGAUUUAUUUUAAGGAUCAUUCCCAUACACCGUACGUAGUUCUUCUUUUGAAAUGCCUUGACAAGUGGAAAAAAACGGUGAGCCUGCAAUAAUAGACAAUUCCCAUUAUAGACUAAUUUUAAAACUAGGCAAGGAGAUGCAAAUAAAUCACCACAGCGAGAAAGAACAUACUAAAAUGAGUAAAAUUGCAAAGUUUGGUUGCGAGAUGUUGUAAAAUGCGGAAAAUAUAGCCUUGCAAAGUUCGCAAAUUUUGUAUAUUUUUGUAUUGCGUGCGGAAAUUGCAACCAUUUUCGGCCCGAAUGUAGUAGCAAUUUCCGCACGCAAUACAAAAGUGUACAAAAUUUGCGAACUUCGCAAGGCUAUAUUUUCCGCAUUUUACAACAUUUCGCAACCAAAGUUUGCAAUUUUACUUAUUUUAGUAUGCUCUUUCCGGGAAUAUACUUUUUUUUGCCAAGAUAAAAAAUUCAAUGUCUAUAAUGGGAAUUGUCAUUCUUAAGAUGUCUUUUCACUUGUGAACUUUUUUUCGAUUGUGAAAGUUGAAAUAGUUGUUUAUUUUUAAUUUCUUCUGUAUUAUAUUCCAGAAUGAAGGUAGAGCUCCGAAAAAUUAUAAGGAAAAAUGUUCCUUUAAAGAAAUGUUACGUCAAGGUAUUUUUAUACGUUUUCCAUAAACCAAACCGCAUAUUAUAAAGAAAGUUAGUUAGUUUUUCAAGGUAGUGCAGCUAUAAACUUAUUUUCUAAUAAAUUGCAGGAAUAUUAGUUCAAGAAAACGGUGUCCCAGAAGAGGAAGAUAAUUUUGACGAAGCCCUCAAGGCAGUUAAUACUUCAUUCACUACGAGCAGGGUAUGGAAUUUUCUAGCCAAGUUUAGCGGGAUUUGUCGAAGAUGUGGCUUUUAUAUGCAUGGCAAUAUUCUGAAUUUAUAUUCUUUUUGUAUUCUUUUAGAUACCAGGAAAUGUACAAGAAAUACUUAAUGACAGUAAAUGUGAAACCAUAUCACCUUCGGUAAGUGAGCGGACGCGAUCUUGACAACAUAUUCUUCACUGCUUCAUCAAUUUUCAGCAGGGUGUGAUAAUUCGCGUACUUACUGUACGUAUACUGGAGGUAUACGGCAAUAUUACUGUCUGGUACUUCUUUGUUUUCAGCCACGUACCACGUAGGUACGAGGAACUCUUGCUAUAUCUGCGUACUUAUUUUUUGCUGGUAGCACAUGACCUUUCCAAG
Paramuricea clavata is the source of this 5860-nucleotide messenger RNA. NCBI's taxonomy places the organism in Eukaryota, Metazoa, Cnidaria, Anthozoa, Malacalcyonacea, Plexauridae. The record is from the annotation of a GenBank genome assembly.